AUGAAAAUUAUGAGAUUUAAUGGUAGAAUGCUGACCGAUGUUUCGUUAUUUGCGCUACGUUCGUUCUUAUCUCUUCCACUCGCAAGUGUAGGAACCAUAACAACGAAUAAUUCAUCCAAUUCAUCUACGGAUUCCUCAAUGCUUGUGCCUCUCAGUUUUCUAUUAUGUAUUGAAAUUGGAUUAGGUAAUGAAUUAAGCAGUCGAGAGAAUAAAGAUAAAAUUUUAUCUCAAUUAUAUCAAUUUUUGUACAAGCGACUAAAGGAACAAGCGAAGUAUGAAGUUGCUUCAGAUAAAAAAGGCGUGAAGCCAGUUCCGUAUAAGAUUCCCGGACCAUUUGAACCAUUACCUGGAAGAUCUCAUAUUACUAACUUCUGGCCAUUAUUUCCAUUUUCAAAUCAGUAUUCAGGAGGUGUUGAUCUAGAUCCAAGUACUACAAGACAUUUUGGUGGUGAUCUCAAUGUUCCGGUACCAUCCUGGGGCAUGAUGGAUAUUAAUGGUAGAUUUUACAAUCGGAUUCAAGAUACAACUUACAAAUUUGGUUAUCAUUUAGCUCCUGUCAAUAUGCUUGGUUUGAAAAAAAAUGAUUUGGAUGACUUAAUGACGGAUCCUUUCUUGCUUGUAAAUCGAGCUAAUCAACCGCUCAUCCCAAUCGCCACAGUACCAAAAACCUUCGUUCCAAUGUCUUGCAAAGCUCCACUAUGUAAUCCAUUCACUCAAAACUUUGCUUUUGGAGUAAGUUUAUUAUUAUAUAAUUCUUAUACUUUCCUCAGUGAAAAAUCAGACUUUUUCAUCUUGUUAGCUCCAUACGAACAGGAUAUCGGAGGUUGGAAUGGAGUCGAGAGUGAUAUCGAUAUUCCAAUUCCUAUAUCCAAAUAUUUGGCAUACAAUUUUCCACUUUCGGGAAAUUUUUAUAUUCGUUUCCAUGAACCAAUGCCUGGAAGAAAUGCUUAUGAUAAUUAUUGGCCUAUAUUUCCAUUCUCGAAUCAGUUUCAGCUCGGUCUAGAUGUUGAUCCUGCGCAGUCAAGACAUGCUGGUGGUGAUAUAUACGUUCCAGUACCAACUUGGGGCAUCUGGGAUUUCUCAGGUCGCGCGUUUUACCGUAUUCAAGACUACAACGCAUUAAUUGGCUAUCACAGUUCACCAGUGAACAUGUUGGGCCUUACUAAAGAUGACUUCCUUCAACUAUUAACUGAUCAGUCGAUGCAUAUCAAUCAAAAUAACCAACCUCUCAUCCCCGUAGCAAAUUUGCCACGUUCGUUUGUGCCAAUGUCAUGUCGCCCACCGAUGUGCAAUCCUUACACGCAGAAUUUCGGACUUGGUAUUGUAUAUGACUGGGGAUUUGGAAAUGGUCUAGAUGGCGAACUCGAUCUUCCAGUACCAAUAUCGAAAAAUUUAGCAUAUCGUUUACCAGUUUCUGGAAAUAUAUAUUAUCAUCCGGAUAAUCUAACUAUUACUUAUGGACAUAACUUGGCACCCAUUGAUCCUUUUCAAACACUAUUUGAGUUUGAAAAGACGGCUCCAAAUGAUUACUUAGUUGAUAAUCGUGGUACGCAAAACGUAAGGUCUAAGCGUGACUUAUUAAAAUUGGUAAGUUUUCGUUCUACGUUUUUGUUACAGUAUAUUUUACAAAGAAACUUUCAAUUAAUUGCAGUCAGCGAGUUCUACGUUUUUGUUACAUAUAUAUCAUCCCGAAAAAUGAAAUACAAAUUUGCGGAAAUUUUGAAAUCACUUGAAAUAUCUUGGUCACACUUUCCUCUGAAUUCCCGCAAACUUUCCUUCCGUAUGCCACGCCGAAAACAGCUCAAAAUUGAGGAUAACAUGGAGGCAGUUAUUUUUGGCUUGAAAUUAUCUACAGCGAGCUAUUAUCAAUUAUUACUUGCUAAAUUUUAUAUGUUACACGCCAAUUCCCUUGUUGAAGGAUCUACUUUUUGUAAAAAGCUUAUAAAGUUGAAAAUUUUGAAUAGAGUACAAGCAAUAACAAGUUGA
This is a messenger RNA of Thelazia callipaeda (thelaziosis nematode), 1986 nucleotides long. The record is from the annotation of a GenBank genome assembly. Lineage: Eukaryota; Metazoa; Nematoda; Chromadorea; Rhabditida; Thelaziidae.